This is a messenger RNA of Cryptotermes secundus, 2005 nucleotides long. Its product is annotated as longitudinals lacking protein-like. Gene Ontology annotation, molecular function: protein binding. Gene Ontology annotation, biological process: regulation of transcription by RNA polymerase II. Bases 289 to 672 code for a protein of 127 amino acids. The transcript has 4 exons. The record is from RefSeq and is a predicted model, not a curated record. NCBI's taxonomy places the organism in Eukaryota, Metazoa, Arthropoda, Insecta, Blattodea, Kalotermitidae. Gene Ontology annotation, cellular component: nucleus.
CCAAUAGGUGGCAGUUACGUGCUAUAUUCAGCUUGUUUUAGCUUCCGAUGUGGAAUAAGGAGUGAAUUGUGAAAUACUGGGAUUUUGAUUAUUUUGCGUUCUGGUAAUUAUUUAAAAAAUAGGUGUUGGGAGAGAAUAAUCACUUUAUGUGAUCUAUGGUGAUAGUAAUUUGUUUAUCGUGUUGGAGUUACGUGAAGUGUUCGAAGGCACCGUAUUCACCCUGAAGAGAUUAUUGUAGGGGUUGUGUGCGACGGAGGUUUAAAAUAUUUAUAAAAUUUAAGCGGAACCAUGUCUGCAGAACAGCAGCAGUUUUUCCUGAAAUGGAACGACUUCCAGUCUAAUAUGGUUUCAUCGUUCAAACAUUUACGUGAUGAGAAAAGCUUCACGGAUGUCACACUGGCAUGUGAAGGUCAGACCUGCAAGGCACAUAAGAUGGUUCUGUCUGCUUGUAGUCCAUACUUUAAGUCACUAUUAGAGGAAAAUCCGUCGAAGCACCCUAUCAUUAUUUUGAAGGAUGUCCCGUACAACCACCUGCAGUCAAUACUGGAGUUCAUGUAUGCAGGUGAAGUGAAUGUGUCUCAGGAGCAGCUACCAGCAUUUCUCAAGACUGCUGACCGCUUGAAAGUGAAGGGUCUGGCUGAGGCUCCACAGUCCAUAAAGCGGGAAGGAUAGGAAACACUGCCUCUCCUAUAUUAGGUUUAACCGUGGCAAUGGCAGCAUAGCUACCAGCUGUUUGCGGAUGACUGAAAGAGAUUUGGAGGUGUGUGCUGUUACUCAUAUGUGUGAAGAUGGUUUACUGUAUGAAUGGAAGUGCAACAACAAGCAGUUAAAAAGAAAACUGUAUUCUGCCUAGAACAGAAUGCAUUCCAUUUUAAAAUGUCAAGAUGUCCAAAUGCAGUUGAAGCGUUUCAGAACAGCAGCAGAUACAACAAAACUGUAAAAUACUAGACUGAUCUUAACCUUUGUACAUAUUUGUAUUAAAUCCUGUGAGCAAUGUUACCUCAUUAAAUUAUCAGCUUCGCCCAAUCAUUUGUACAGCCUCUUGCAAACAUUGAAUCAUAUUCCAGCAGUGUCAUCAGGAGAUGAUUUGAAGAUUAUAUUUCUUGCCAUAGUUAUUGCUGUACAUUUUUGAAUGUCCACCCUCACAUUUAAUCCUUACCAGUCCAAAUUUUUGGAUAAGUCUGAGUUAAUUUUACAGAAAUUCUGAUUUGCAGUUAUUUUGCCUUAUAGAAGUUUAUACUGAUACAGUGUGAAGAUCUGCUUUUGAUGAAUUUGAGUUGGCCAUGAACAAACUCAAGAAUAUGAAACUCAGGGUUUUCACAGUAGACAGUAGACCAUGUCUGCUGUAGCCUUCUGGAUAUAGCGUCGUGUGAAAAUGGUAAAAAUUGUUAAAGAUGUUACUGCUUCAGAGUCUGAAGAAAUUUAGCCCUAUAGAUGGAGGCAUUUGUCUGAAACAUGACUUGAUUUUACCAUUCUGAUGUGCCAUAUCCAAAAGACUGUACAGUGAAAACUCCGGAAUAUUUGUAUGAUUGCUUUCAGAUGGUAACAGUGUCACAUAAUAAAAAUUGUGGAUCAGAAUGUCGAGUCCACUUCAACCUUGGACUGGAAGGAGUUAAGUUUAGGGAAUAUGACUUUAAUGUCAUCUUUUGACUGCUGCAGGGUACAUUGCUGUUCUGUCUUUGAUGAAGUUACAUGUUGCCAACAUACACAUUGGCAUUGAAUUUCUUAAUUAGUGAAACUCCUUAAUUUUAUGAUUGGAUUAGCUGUAGAGAGGAACUUCUGUGAUUGGUAAGUGGUAUUGUCAAUUCAUGUUCCCAAACAGUAUCUGGGGUGCUCCCUUGAAUUGAGUCAGGGCUUUUAUAAAGUUCUUUAUGUAGUUAUAUUUCUGAAGUAUCAUUUGUGUCAUGUUUUAUGUAAUAAAACCUUGAUACUUUGCAGAAGGGGCCCCAAAACUGCGAUAUCUAGAUUACUGAUGGUGUCAGUUUACAGUGAAAUAUAUUAUUAA